AUGAACCGAGUUCCCUUAUACGAAGAGUACAGGUUGAUCGAAAGAAAUGAGACCGAAAUUAACGGAGCAUGGAAAGGAGCCCACCUCCUUCUAUUCUUCCUAGCAUUCGUGUUCGGUUCGUUCUGCACGUUUUGCUUCCACAUGCUGAUGUACCUUUUCGAUGAGAAAUGCGUGCUGUUCCCGAAACUCCUCUCCCUCACAUCCCAUAAGCACAACGUCAUUUACGAGUUCGUACCGUCCACCAAAGAUCUUGGCGACUUACCCGUGGACUUCCUGAGCACCCAAUGGGUUGAGAAGAGCACCUGUUCUCUACCAACAUACGUGCCACUGGUUUCUGGCAUCUUCGGGCUCGUGUGGACCACUAUGUUCCUUAUGUGCUCCACCGGCAGCAGGACAUUAACUGGUUUACAACGGCCGUGGCGAGUGCUGCCUCCUGUAUUUGUGUUCUCGUUAGCGAUGGGCAGCCUGUGCGUCUACUCCUCCGCAGUCACACACUAUGGGUUACAAGAACUCUGCCUUAAGCUAGGGGAGAUCACUGGCAGUCCCACUUGCUCUUACACAAUAAACGUAGCGACACUGACGUAUGAGCGGCGUAUCCGCGGCGUGUACCAGGCGACUCGGCUCACGAUACUGUCGGCGUGGCUGCACACCUUCUGCUGGCUGCUCUCCGCAGUCCUCGCUCUAGUCCGCGUCCUUCUGGUCGUGGACUUCCAACUAGUCCGUGUCAGCGUCCAUCUGCAUGGCGACAUCGAUACUAUACUGGAGAAACACGAGGUCCAAAUUAGGACUGUUUCACCUGAAACUUGGUUCAACGAUAAAGAGGAAAGUCCAAGCGAUACAAAACUUCCUAUCAAGUUGCCUCAGGUGCCGUUGAAAUCAAUACUUCGUGCUGAAGAGGGAAACACGGGCACACUACCAAUGAAGGAUAGUGAGCUCAUUUUCAUAACACGUGAUGACUUGGAUCAUUUAGAACCAUCAAUAAUAUAUGACCAACUAAGUCGUCCGCCUACGACGACGACGUCGGAACCCGUUGACACUUCAACUUUGACACAACAAGACAAUGCUUUGUCUGCUGGGACCACUGUCCCAGAAGACAAAGCAUCAGUUUUCAACUGGUUAAAUAAUUUAGUAUCCGAAUUAAUUUUUGCAAGUACUUCUAGCAAAAAGUUCAGAUUUCCAUCUUCAUCCUACGCAAUUGAAAAUGAAAGCCGUACAAAAGAAAUUUCAAGGCAAUUCGCACAGGAAGAAAUCUUUGAAACGCCUGAGCCCGAAAUUAAAACAACUCUGCAACGACUUGACAGUCUUAUGUUAAAAGAUAUUCGAAUGGCUAAGAAAACCAAGAAGGAUCAAAUAUCUUUUGACGAAGAUACUAAUCCAAGACCUUCUACUUCAAAAGCGCCUGUAGAAUACGUUUCUGAAAUGAACCUUACUGAAGACAUGCAACGUAUACUUGGUAACGUCGCCACUUCGAAAACAAAUCAGGAAGAUUCUCCAAAGGAAGCAACUUCUAAAGAUAAGGAUAAAAAGAAAUCUAAUUUGAAAACGAUUGCUAUACAAACAGAUAAACGUAAAGAAAAAAAACGCGGUCCUCGAGUUCAUAUACCAGAGACAAAUUUUGUCCAAAUAAAAUCUGAUUCUGACCAGCAGACGUCUACGUCGACGGAUAAAAAAGACGUUGAUAAAGAAACACAAACCAAAGAGAAAGAAAAACAAGAUUAA
This is a messenger RNA of Spodoptera littoralis (African cotton leafworm), 1719 nucleotides long. The record is from the annotation of a GenBank genome assembly. NCBI's taxonomy places the organism in Eukaryota, Metazoa, Arthropoda, Insecta, Lepidoptera, Noctuidae.